CUGAUUUGGCACAACUCCUUUUUGAUCUUAUGAAUUCCAAAAUGAAACAGAAGCUGACCGCGGAAAAGUCCUCAGGAUCUUUGCAGAAGUACCUCACAGAUACCACAUGCAGUGCUGCUCCAAGACAGACUCUGAAAAUGAUUCAGCCUUCAGCAGCAGGUAGCCUGGUUGGCAGACAUAAUGAGAAGAAAUCUUCAGUCAGAAGGAAACUCUGGAAUAACAAGUUUGCCUCAAAGGCUUGUAAAGCUGAGGUGUCUGUGGACAAGGAGCAAGAGAAUGAGAAUGUUAUUCAGGCUGAAGAUCUCAUGAUGAAAGGAAGUCCUUCAUCUCAGUAUUGGAAAGAAGUGGCUGAAGAAAGGAGGAAGGCUCUGUAUGAAGUGCUUCAGGAAAAUGAAAAGUUGCACAAAGAAAUCGAGCAGAAGGAUGGUGAAAUUGCCCGCCUAAAAGAAGAAAAUGAAGAGCUCCUGUCCCUUGCUGAGCAUGUGCAUUAUAUGACCAGCGUGAUUGAGAGACUAAGUGGACAAGCACCUGACAGUCCUGAGACACUGGAGAGUCUGGCUCUAGAGGAAUCCAGACAGGAAAAUGAAGAGCAUAACUGUGGAGAUGAGGCAGACAACCCUUCUGAAGAAAAGCCAUCACAAGUAUUGUCUGACUUAAGGGAGAAUAGAUCAGGUGUUCCUUCAGAGGAAGCAAGCCAUUUGCAACUGGAAUGACGACUUUUAAAUAGGCUUAUGUAUGUGGCUUUUAAUUGCAGACUUCCUCUUGAAAGAAUAUAUUAAACCUCAGGUAUAGAAACUCUUGUGGGAACAUUACAGAUGUUGGUACUUUUAACUGGAAUUAUGUAGCAGUGGGGGGAGUAUCUGAAUACUGCAUGGAAAACUUACUACAGGCUGCAUGUAGUUGCUUGUAUGAAGCACAAAUACUGUGUAUUUCAACUGUUGUGUAAAUAUCUUUCUUAUCAGUUGUCUGACACGAUACGUGAAAAUUGAUAAAUAAAUCUUUGCAU
This is a messenger RNA of Sturnus vulgaris (Common starling), 1006 nucleotides long. Lineage: Eukaryota; Metazoa; Chordata; Aves; Passeriformes; Sturnidae. The record is from RefSeq and is a predicted model, not a curated record.